Molecule: messenger RNA, 1098 nt
Organism: Rhea pennata
Lineage: Eukaryota; Metazoa; Chordata; Aves; Rheiformes; Rheidae
Product: testis-specific serine/threonine-protein kinase 4-like
Exons: 4
Coding region: 1-1098 (365 amino acids)
Biological process (GO): protein phosphorylation; intracellular signal transduction
Cellular component (GO): cytoplasm
Molecular function (GO): protein serine/threonine kinase activity; ATP binding
Source: RefSeq, a predicted model, not a curated record
AUGGCUGUGAUGUCACCAGCGGGGGGGAAUCCCCACGGCUGUGAUGUCACCGGCAGGGGGAAGCCCGGGGGGCUGCGGCCUGAGGGAGGAGAAGGGGGGCCGGUCCCCACCGGGGGAGCCCCUGAGGCCCUGCUGUGGCCGCUGCCGGGUUCGCCGCCCGCGCACAUGGCGGAGGCGGCCGCCCCAGCCACGCCAGUGGUGCUGGAGCAGUUCGGCUACCAACUGGAGCAGAUGCUGGGCCACAGCACCUAUGGGAAGGUGUACAAGGCGGUGGCCUGCCAGCAGCGGGCCCAGGUGGCCAUCAAAGUCAUCUCCAAAAGAAAGGCACCGGAGGAAUAUCUCAGAGAGCUCCUGCCCCAUCACAUCCAGGUAUUGAAGGGGCUGCACCACAAGCAUCUCAUCACCUUCUACCAGGCCAUCGAGACCACGGCGCGGCACUACGUCAUCAUGGAGCUGGCCCCGUCAGGGAACGUUCUGCAGCGGGUGCAGUGCCAGGGACCCUGCCCUGAGAGCCUGGCAGGCCACUGGUUCUCCCAGUUGGUCCUCUGCCUGGCCUACCUCCACAGCAGGGCCAUCGUCCACCGGGAUCUGAAGUUGGAGAACCUCCUCCUGGACUGCCAGGACAACGUGAAGAUCUCCAUCUUCGGCUUCCCCCAGCGGGUGGCCCCGGAGGAUGCCAACAAGGAGUCACCGGAAGCUUCCACAUCUGCAGGGGCACCCACCAGGGGGUUGCUGAGCCGGACCUUCUGCGGGUCCUACGCCUAUGCCUGCCCCAGGAUCCUGCAGGCUCAGGCCUAUGACCCCUUCCUGGCAGACACCUGGAGCGCCGGAGUCAUCCUCUAUGCCUUGCUCCUGGGCCACCUGCCCUUUGAUGAUACCAACAUGAGGCGCCUCCUGCAGCAGAUCCAGCAGCCUCCCAUCUUCCCCUCACAGCAGCCUCUGCCCCAGGACUGCAAGGAUGUGAUCCUGCGCCUGCUGUGCCCGGCCUCACAGCGCCUCUCAGCCCGGGAGCUCCUGCAGACCCCCUGGGUCUCUCGCUUCCUGCCCCCUGGCCCCCUGGGGGACCUGCCCUCUGACACAGAGGCCCCUGAGACAUAA